AUGGCUUGGAGGCAGUACACGAGACGUCGUAACAAAGCAGUUUCACUCAUUAGAAACAGUAAAAGGGACUUUGAAUUGAAGCUAGCCAGCCGAGCCAAAAGGGAGUCGAAACACUACUACAGCUACGCUCAAGCCAGGGGUCCCAAUAAGAGGACACUGGGACCUCUACAAUUGGAAGGUAGGACCGUUACCAAUGACCAGGAAAAAGUAGACGCCUUCUGCACAUACUCCAGUAGUGUGCAUCGAGUAGAUCGCGACGAUCUGGCACUACCGGAUCUCGCCCCCUCAUCAGAGGAAAUGGAGAAUAUGUAUGUGUCAUUAGAAGUGGUUCAUCGGAUAUUAGCGGAGCUGAACGUGAGCAAAUCUCCAGGGCCCGAUGGAAUUCACCCGGAAAUCUUCAAGCCAAUCGCGGGUAUAUUAGCGGGACCGCUAAGGGAUUUGUACCAAGCCAGUUUAGACCAGAGCAAGCUAUCGAGGGAUUGGAAAACAGCUGCUGUUGUUGCCAUUCACAAGGGGGGAUUAAAACCCUAUAUUAAGAAAUACAGGCCAGUGAGCCUAAUGAGUAUAUUGUGCAAGUGCCUAGAACGGAUAGCGAGGAUGCACAUUGUUCAGCAUUUACUCCAUAACUCCCUGCUUAGGUCAGGUCAGGCUGCACAGGACUGGUAG
This is a messenger RNA of Echinostoma caproni, 666 nucleotides long. Lineage: Eukaryota; Metazoa; Platyhelminthes; Trematoda; Plagiorchiida; Echinostomatidae. The record is from the annotation of a GenBank genome assembly.